This is a messenger RNA of Ruditapes philippinarum (Manila clam), 3840 nucleotides long. RefSeq lists its product as uncharacterized. The coding region runs from base 767 to 3772 and encodes 1001 amino acids. The transcript has 9 exons. The record is from RefSeq and is a predicted model, not a curated record. NCBI's taxonomy places the organism in Eukaryota, Metazoa, Mollusca, Bivalvia, Venerida, Veneridae.
CUAGAAGCCUUGUUUAGCUUAUUAAAUUAUUAUGUACUAUCGAAUUCACUGUUGUACUAUCGAAUUCACUGUUACGUAUAAAAUACUUAUGUUACACAAUCUGUCAGAUAUGGAAAUAGUUUAACGUUAUAGCAUAAUGAAAUACUAAUAUAUUAAGAUUGGAAGUGUAAUGUAUUGAGAUUGGAAGUGUAAUAUAUUGAGAUUAGAAGUACAAUUUGUCGAAAUAUUAGGCCUGAAAUAGCUAGUGAUAAAAUUAAUCCCCUUUAUACAUAUCACUUGAUUUAUUUUCCUCAUGAUUAAAUAUAGCAUGUUUCAUCAAUUAAUUGUAAUCGUCUGAUACGUGAAAUAAGAAUGAAUGUAUUGAAUGAAUGAAUAAUUACAAUAAUGAAUGAACGAAUUAAUUGAUUAAUUAAUUCAUUCAUUUAAAUAUGUUUUAGCUAUUCAAUUUUAAAACUGUAAUAAAACCGUUUUUACCAUAGACAAUAUCCGUGUUCUGCUAUUUAUUCUAUAAAAAUACUUGAAAACAAUACAUGUAAUUAAACUGUUUAGAAAUAUAAGCGUUGAUUUAUACUGAUACUUUUGCGUAAGCAUAUACUUCUUUUACUUUUGUCAACAUCAUUCAAUUAAUAUUUAUCAAAUUUUAUGUAACUUUUUCAAAAACUGAACUUAACAAGAUGUACACACAAAAUAAUAUUAUUUUUCUAUAAAAAUAAAGAAACAAAUAAUGCUGUUUGAAUAAAUUAAUAAUGGCUUGUUCCCUUUACAGAUGGCAGACAAAUAUUAUAGACUGGUUUGCUUCGUGGUUGAUAUUUGCGCUGACGUGUUAAGGAAAUAUUUUGUCAAACUUGCAAAAACUGAUGCUGGGAACACUUAUACAUCAGUUUUGGCAUAUUUAAUUCAAAGACAAGGGGAUGUGAAACUGUUAUUGCAGCAGAAAAAGAUCAGGCAAGAUCAAUAUAAUUUAAUGUAUCCUAGUAACGGCAACGCUGAUGAAAACCAAUGGGAUAUAACAUUAAUUGUGACAUAUAUUGUUGUAUUAUUUCCAAUACAUGAAACACGUGCUGUAUCUGUGAUACGAGAUAUUCGGAAUGAGUUGCAGCAUCACCCAAAUACAAAAAAUAUUUCUGAUGAUGAGUUCGACAAUUAUUGGGAAGGCUUGGAAAAUGCCAGCAUGCAUAUCGUUAACACAUGUACUGUUAAUCCAAAAGAUAAAGCUGCAUUUCAAGAUAAAAUCAGUAAAGCAAAAUGUAACAAUCUUCCAAAUAUUGGAGAUUGUCUACGAAGUUGGUACGAGGAAAGAAUUAAGCAGAUGGAAUCAACAAUUAAUGAGAUGGGAUCAACAAUUAAGCAGAUGGAAUCAACAACAAAAGAAACAAACUGCAUUCUCCGAAAAGUGACUGUCAAAAAGCCGGGACCUUCAGGGGACAAAAAUAAAAGAUUUAAAGUUGUUGAUGGUAUACUGGCAAAACUUCAAAAGGAAUUCGAGUUAUCGAUGAAGGACUUUCCGGACGAUUUCAAUGCUCCAAAUGAAGUUUCAGGUAUUCGAGCUAUACUAAGAGAUUGUCAUCACGUGGUUGUAACCGGAUGCAACAAUAGCCGUUACUUUGAGACCGCUCUUGCAGCAAUAAAGGGGAUGGAUUAUAAUUACAAACGAAGCGUAGCAAUGGACACGUCGUCUGAUUGGCGGCACAUUGACCCUGAAGAUGUAGAUUUGGUUUUAUGUAGAGAUCCAUUUGGAGGAAUUUCUUACAAUGAAAGCAAAGCUAAAGCCAUGGAUGAUAUAUUUAAAAGCAUGCUGCAUUCAACAAAGAGAGAUAAUGGCGAUAAAGCCUUAGACAUUGUCAUAGUAACAGACUUGAAGAUAUUGGAAGAGUGCAAAAUGCAUCAUGACCAUGAAAUCUUAGAAGAAGUGGUGAAGGUGUUUACUAAGACAAGUUCAGCACAGCCGGCUGAUCUUACAAUAGGUUGUGGAGAUCAAAAUCUAUACGUACAACAGUCCUUGGUGUCAGUAUACAGAAAUUUAGAAGUGAUGACGAAGAAUUUUUUGAGCGAAUAUCAGGUAUUCAGCCUUCAAGUGGAUGCGAAUGUUUUCAAGAUAGCGAAAGAGAAGUUCAAGACAGGUAAAGCAGUAGUAUUAACAGGGCCUAAGAAAUGUGGUAAAACUUCUGUAGCUGUUAAGUUGGCAUCUGCUUAUGAAUCAUCCCAAUGUUUACUUCUCAAGAAACCUAACGAUGUCAAUUACAUUGACCUUACAAACAUCUGCUUAGUUAUCAUUGACGAGUUUGCUGGAAAAUAUCGUUACGAAAAAAAUGAUGUGUACAAAUGGUACAACAUGUUUGAUCACCUGUACAGAGCAGUUAUGGCAGGGAAUUUUAACAUGGUAAUAACGUGUGAAAAGGGUAAACUAGAAAAAUGUAUCAACGAAAUCGGACGGCAUGCCAUUCUUGACCACGUGGUGGAUGUACCUUUACAAACAAUUGUCGUUAAAUCAGAAGUUACUGAACGGCUAGAAUAUGGACAUGUGUCUGGACAGUUAGUCACUACAGAUCAUUCUAUAGGCACCAUAUCAAAUAUCACACAGUCUAAGAACUACACACCACAAUUGACAGUGGUACCGUCACAAUUGCCAAACUUGCUGUCAAGUCAUAACACGAUGAUUCCGGUUUCAACAGGGAAUACUUCACUUCGAGAUACAACACAAACAGAAGGACUUGAAUAUAGCCAUGUGUUUGGACAGUUACUCGAUACAAAUCCUUCUUUAGACACCAUAUCAAAUACCGCACAGUCUAAGAACUACACAACACCAUUGUCAGUGAUACCGUCACAAGAGCCAAUCUUGCGUCUGAUUUCUACAGAAAACACGUCACUUCAAGGAAUACAAAAUUCGAUGCAGUUGAAAAGAGGAUUACAAAGUGAUUUACUGACCGAGACAAUUGAUUUGAGUGUAAAGAGAUCGAGGUCAAUGUCGUCAGAUGUAUGGUCAGUCGAAGAGAAAAGUGAAAUUAACAUCAAGAUCAAUGGUGAUAGUGGCGAUUGUUGGAUUCAUGGAAGUUGUAUACUACCUUCAGGAGAAAUUCUGCUUACAGAUUACAAAAAUAAAAAGUUGAAGAAACAUGAUAACAUGUAUAAAGUAAUCAGUGUGUGUGAUCUUCCUGGUUUUCCACAAGAUGUUUGCUAUGUUGGUGAUAAUAAAGCUGUUGUAUCACAGUUGAGGAAACUUCAUUUUGUUGAUACUAAAUAUAGUAUGAUACUGAUUAGAUCCAUUGAUACAGAUCAUAAUUGUCAUGGUCUGGCAUGUCAUGGUGAUCAGAUGUAUGUUAGAGACAUUUUUGGUUCUGUAUAUAGUUAUAGUACAGAUGGCAUAAAGCAUCAGAUGAUUUAUUCAUUUAGAACUGUAUUUCUAUAUAUGAAUAUUACUGUAAGUAAUGAUGGAAGUAAGUUAUACCUACCAGAUCAAAAUAAGCUUGUUACCAUUGACAACAAUGGAAACCGUUUGUUUACAUUAAACAAUCUAGACAUUGAUAUCCCAUGUGGAGUUUGUGUAGAUGAUCAAGGUUAUGUUUAUGUAAAUGGUAGGAAUGGGAAUAUUUUACAAAUAAGUGAAGAUGGUAGAACUACUCUUCAAGUCAUAACAAACGUAUCUGGCUUGACAGAUAAAUGUACUUAUACAUUAACAUAUGAUUGGAAAAAUAAAGCUCUAAUAGAAGCAGGGUUGUCAAACACAAUUAUAGUCUUAAAACUAAAGAAUCAAUGGAAAACUCAAGCAAGAUGAAUAAAUAGGAUACCGUGAUCAUGUCGUGGACAAUUAAAUAAAGUAAAGAUUUCUUAAUAUAUAAUACA